AUGGCUUUUGUCAAAAUUCACUACAACUGCGAUGAAAUUUUAUUGCCAUUGACAACUGGGGGAAAUCUAAAGCUGAGUGUUUUGAAGCAAUAUUUCCCCAGUGCAGUGGGCUUAACCUAUAUUAAAGAUGGUCACUCAUUUGGCGUCAAAAUCAAGAAUCCGAUCAUUAGUAAAAAAAGGAAACUGGUUGAAGAAAUGCUGAGCAAGCUGCCUGCGUAUGACCAGCAAAUUUUGGGAAGCUCUAAAUCUAAAAAUACAAUUUUAAAUAAUCCAUACAUUUCCAUGUUACAGUUUAUGACAAAACCUGGUUAUUCUACAUCCGCAUCCACUUCUACACCACAAGGAACAUCAAGUAAGAAACAAGAAUUAAUUUCUUACCGAAAAAUUUUGGUUGGCUGGCUGCGCAACCAAGAUGGAAUUUUCAAGCAAGUUCUAAAACCAUUAGGUGGUGUUAAGCAACUCUCUUUAGAAGUUGGUAAAAAUUACACGGUCGAGGAUAUCACAGUAUUGGCAACACAAGAGUUCGAAAAAAAUUCUGAUUUGUCAUUUGAUAAAUACAAAGUUUUACUGGGCCAUUUCAAUGGAUCUGUCAUUUCUAACUUUAAAAACGGAAUGGACCAAGAGACAAAAAGAUUCGUUUUUUACCUUUUGACAUUUUUGAAAAACGAACCUUCAAUGGUUCAAGAUAUAUCAGAACCCUCAAAGGGUAAGCUUCCUUUCCAAUAUACGAAAGACAAAUCUAUUGCAUGUGUGCAAAAAGAGGAUCUCUAUCAAAUGAGAUAUGACGACUUAUACCGUCUUACUAUUGAUGAGUUUGAUCCUUUUAAGAACGGCUUUCGAGUUGCAGAAAUCUCUACUGGGGGGAAAAUACUACUGAACAUCUAUACCGAUCCUGAGAAUCUUCAGCGUGAAUUUCUGUUUCCGGCAGCAGAUAUUAUUGAAGAUGAAGAAGAUUCGAAUAAUAAUCAUUACAUCAUCCAUGAUGUUGAUGAACUUAAUGGCUAUUGUGAGAAUAAACUCGGAGUUGGUGUCAUAACCAACUGUAAGGAUCGUUGCAAGUUUGUAUUUGUGUGGUACAAAGAUGAAAAGUUAUUUGAACAGGGUCAGUUCAGGUACUGGAUAUCAGGUAUUGAUGUUAGUAGUACUUACAGAUGUGUUAUUAAAUGCCAAUCGAUGGAUCAAGAAAUUUCUUCAGGAAACUUUAAAUAUAAUGAUGACGAGAAUUCGUCGAAAUCGACUCUGAUGGACAACGCUCUGUGUAUUUUGAAAAAAGCUCAAAACUCUACGAUUACAUCAAUCAAGAAAGAAAAGCUUAUUAUUUUUAAAGAAUUGUUAGGAGCUGGUGCACAAGGAAAAGUUAAAAAAGGCCGUUGGAAUGGAACUGAUGUUGCUGUGAAGACUAUUAUUUUAUCUGAAUCAAAUUUAAAGUUAGCAUGUCGUGAAAUAAAAAUUUUGGAAGUUGUCAGGCAUCCGAACUUUAUUCAAUUGAUGGCUUAUUGUACAGAGAGAGAUAGGAUACAUUUAAUUAUGGAGUUAUGUGAAAGUACUUCUCUAAAUGACAUUAGAUUUGUAAAAAUCUGUGACUUGGGGUUGAGCAAAUUUAAGAAAAUGACUUUCUCGUUGAAAAGCACUAUUGGCCGUACCAGAUUUGUUCGAGGAACUCCAUUGUACAUGGCUCCUGAAUUAUUAUUGGAAAAUUCAGAAGCGAAUGUUUAUUCUGAUGUUUGGGCUUUAGGUUGUACCCUCGUGGAAUUAUACUCAGAAAAAACUAUUUGGGGUGAUACAAACAGCGAAGAUGGAUUAAAAAUGAUACUACGGCAGAAAAAAAUACCUGAUUUAAGCUGUAUUCCACAAUAUUUGAGAUCUGUUCUUUCCAAAUGUUUUUCUUAUGAUUGCCAAAAUCGGCCUUCAGUAUUAGAUAUUUUGGAAUGUUACGCCAAUUUGGGAUUUAUUAAAUCAGAAGUAUUAGCCAUGUGA
Cotesia congregata is the source of this 1977-nucleotide messenger RNA. The record is from the annotation of a GenBank genome assembly. NCBI's taxonomy places the organism in Eukaryota, Metazoa, Arthropoda, Insecta, Hymenoptera, Braconidae.